AUGGCCGGAGAAGCGUCGAGCAGCCGCCAAAAGAGGCAACGACUAAAGAGGCAACGACUAAAGAGGCAACGACUUGUAGAAGAAGAAGAAGAAGAGAACGGUGGAGGAGAUGUGGUGGCAAGAUCUGGGACAUUGUUGAACCUUGAUCUUCUCGAUUGUCCCGUUUGCUUUGACUCACUCAAGAAGACGAAACCUAUCUUUCGGUGUGACAAUGGACAUAUAGCUUGUUCUUCUUGCUGCACUAAACUAAGGCACAUAUGCCCUUCCUGCACUUUGCCCAUUGGUAUCUAUCGAUGCAGAAUAAUGGAGGAAGUUGUCAAAGCAAUCAUUGUCCCAUGCCCAAACACCAAACAUGGCUGCACCGAGACAUUCUCUUAUGGGAAAGAGUUAGUCCAUGAGAAGAAAUGCGUUUUCUCUAUGUGCUACUGUCCUGCGCCAAACUGCAACUACAGAGGCUUAUACAAGGAUCUCUACAUUCACUUCUAUCGUACCCACUACAGCCACAUGGAGGAUAAAUUCAACUGUGGCCGUCCCAAUGAGGCAUGGUUGCGAAUAAAUGAGAAGAUGGUAGUUCUUCAAGAAUUGAAGAUUUCUGAUGAUGGUCCCCUUGUUGUGGUUCAGUGUUUCAAUGAGCCCGGAGGAUGGUAUGUGACUGUGAACUGUAUUGCACCUUCUGCUCCAGGAGUUGGGGAAUAUUCCUUUGAUCUCAAGUACCAGGCGCCUGCGGGAGGCGAAAAACAAAUUAUGAGGUUUUAUUCAUCCGAGAUGAAUAGGAUUCAGAAAGUGAGCUUCCAAACUCCUGAGAAAGACUUUAUGUUAAUCCCUCACUAUUUCCAGGAUCGGAGGAAUUCAAUUAAGAUGACUAUUUGGAUCCACCGUUUACAAAAAAAAACAUGA
Molecule: messenger RNA, 897 nt
Organism: Capsella rubella
Lineage: Eukaryota; Viridiplantae; Streptophyta; Magnoliopsida; Brassicales; Brassicaceae
Product: E3 ubiquitin-protein ligase SINA-like 2
Exons: 2
Coding region: 1-897 (298 amino acids)
Molecular function (GO): zinc ion binding
Source: RefSeq, a predicted model, not a curated record